AUGAAUAUGGAGUACGUUGGAUUUCUGUCGGACCGAGCGUGUGAGGCGUGCUUUGAGUCUGCUAACAACCAGCUUCUAAGAGCGGGGUUCCAGAUCGUAAUGGAGGGCUCUCAAGCAGCUGGCCUAAAAUUGCUGGAGUUCCAUGACCUGCCGAAGCAUAGUCCAAAUCAGCAGAGAGUCAAUCCUCGAACGGAUGCUAUUCACUUCAAGAUGAGUAGCUGUCGCCAGGGACCAGAUCCCAAUGGAUAUUAUAACCUCGGCUCUUACCACCGCCCAGUGACGACCUCCAGCCCUGACGCCCAGACCUGGUUCGAUCGCGGUCUCAUCUGGAGCUACGCAUUCAAUCACGAAGAGGCUGCCAGAUGCUUUGACCAAGCUAUUGCGGCUGAUCCUGGCUGCGCAAUGGCAUACUGGGGUCUCGCAUAUUCUCUUGGCCCUAACUACAACAAACCAUGGGAGUUCUUCGAAGGUCGGGAGCUCGACACAACCGUGGCUCGAACACAUCGUGCAACCGCACAGGCUAAAGCCAAUGCCUCCAGUGCAUCAGCUGUGGAGCGGGCACUCGUUGACGCACUUCGGUUUCGAUACCAGCAGGACCACGCAGCCGAGGAUUGCUCAGUGUGGAACCGGGAUUAUGCCGAUGCGAUGAGAAAGGUGUACAAGGAGUUCCCGGAUGACCUCGACGUCGCGACUCUCUACGCAGAUGCGCUUAUGAAUUUGACGCCGUGGCAGCUAUGGGAUCUGUCUACUGGCGAACCUGCUCCGGAUGCGCGGACUAUGGAGGUGAAGCAAGCCCUUGAGCAGGCUUUAGCUCAGGAUGGAGGCCUGGCACACCCGGGCCUCUUGCACAUGUAUAUCCACCUUAUGGAGAUGUCCAAUACACCCGAGAUAGCUCUGCCUGUGGCUGAUCACUUGCGUGGACUUGUCCCGGACGCCGGUCACCUUCACCACAUGCCCACCCAUCUCGACAUGCUCUGUGGCGACUACGCGCGUGCCAUAAGCUCAAACUCAGACGCAGUUCGUGCGGAUGAGAAAUUUUUAGCACGAGCUGGCCCAUUGAACUUUUACUCACUCUAUAGGUCGCACGACUACCAUUUUCUUAUCUACGCUGCAAUGUUCGCAGGACAGUCCGAAGUUGCCCUUGGCACCGUCGCACAACUGGAAGCCUCCCUCCCGGAGGAGUUACUCCGUGUCGAGUCCCCGCCUAUGGCUGACUGGUUGGAAAGUUUCUUGAGCGUACGUGUGCAUGUUCUCAUCCGUUUCGGGCGGUGGCAGGAUAUUCUUGAUCUACCACUUCCAGCAAACCAAGAACUCUACUGCUUCACUACCGCGAUGGCGCACUAUGCAAAAGGCGUGGCACUGGCUGCGACUGCGAAAGUCGAAGACGCGGAAAAGCAACGUACCUUGUUUCGCGACGCAAUGCAGCGGGUCCCCGCCUCUCGCACGCUGUUUAACAACAAGUGUAUCGACAUCCUUGAGGUAGCCGGUGCAAUGUUGGACGGUGAACUCGAGUACCGUCGCGGAAAUAUCGAGAUUGCGUUCGAGCACUUGCGACGCUCUAUUCAUCUGGACGAUGCACUUCCUUACGACGAACCUUGGGGCUGGAUGCAACCAACCCGACAUGCCUAUGGUGCACUUUUGCUCGAGCAGGGCCAUGUCGAACAGGCUGCCGCCGCGUAUCGUGCAGACCUUGGCACUGACAACACCCUCCCACGAGCCCGACAGCAUCCAAAAAACGUAUGGGCUUUACAUGGGUACCACGAAUGCUUGAUGAGGCUUGGGCAUGAGGCCGAAGCCCUAGCGGUCAAGGAAGAGCUGGCCCGAGCGACUGCAACAGCAGAUGUCCCAGUACGGUCGUCUUGUUUUUGCCGCCUAAACACAAUGGAGGGUUGA
Coccidioides posadasii C735 delta SOWgp is the source of this 1893-nucleotide messenger RNA. RefSeq lists its product as uncharacterized. Lineage: Eukaryota; Fungi; Ascomycota; Eurotiomycetes; Onygenales; Onygenaceae. The record is from RefSeq and is a predicted model, not a curated record. Gene Ontology annotation, molecular function: protein binding.